AUGUUUCGAUCCAUUCUUGGUGGAUGCCUCCUGUUCUGCGCCCUGGUUGCUUGGAGCGGCACUCUCUUCUACUUACAGGGCGACUCUCUGACGGCCUGGUUCGACUCGGCCGGCAGCCGGAGCUCCGGAAUCAUGUCCAUGUCCCACGACGAGCCGCAGCAGGAGCUGGAUUACGAGCCCACGCGGGUCGACAUCACGACGCUCACCCCGCGGAUGCCGCUGAGAAUCGUCUCCUUCAACGUCCGAUACGCCACGUCAAGCCCGGUCCGGGGCGAGAAGCCGUGGAGCGUGCGAGGAUCCAAGCUGAUCAACGAGCUCAACUUCAUCACCGCCGGCCAUGAAAACGCCUUUCUCUGCUUCCAGGAGGUCCUGUACGACCAGCUCCAGGAUAUCCGACACGGCCUGGGCCCCUCAUGGGCCUCCAUCGGCAGAGGCCGCGACGACGGCGAGAAGAAGGGCGAGUUCUCCCCCGUCUUCUACCGCUCCGACGUCUGGCGCCUCGAGCGCUCCCAGACGCGCUGGCUGAGCGAGACGCCCGAGAAGCCCUCGUACGGCUGGGGCGCGAGCCACCGCAGAGUCGUCGUCAUGGGCGAGUUCUCCCACAAGGUCACCGGCACCAAAGUCGUCGUCAUGAGCACGCACUUCGACUACGAGCACAAAAAGGCCCGCCAGCACAGCGCCGAGCACCUCCUGCAGUACGCCCGCGAUUGGAGCUCCGGCAACGACACCUCGGCCGUGCUCAUUGGCGGCGACUUCAACAGCACGCCUGAUGACGUGGCCUACAAGCUCAUGACGGCGCCGGGAUCUGGCAUGUACGACAUUUCGGAUCUACUGCCCGAGGAGAAGCACCACGGGAACCGCUUGACGUACACCAGCUUUGGCGAGCCCAACGAGUGGCCGCAGCGAAUCGACUUCCUCUUCAUCCAGGAGCCGGUUACCGCUCUUGUCAAGACGUUUAGCGUGGUGGAGAACGUCUUUGACGACCGGAUCCGCGUGUCUGAUCACAGGCCCGUUGUGUCGGACUUGGAAAUUGUUGUCGACCCUUCAGCGUGA
Trichoderma gamsii is the source of this 1053-nucleotide messenger RNA. RefSeq lists its product as hypothetical. NCBI's taxonomy places the organism in Eukaryota, Fungi, Ascomycota, Sordariomycetes, Hypocreales, Hypocreaceae. Gene Ontology annotation, molecular function: 3'-5'-RNA exonuclease activity. The transcript has a single exon. The coding region runs from base 1 to 1053 and encodes 350 amino acids. The record is from RefSeq and is a predicted model, not a curated record.